UCAUUAAUUUAAACAUAAGAGAUGAAGUAAAAUUGAGUAAAAGAGUUAGGAAAAAAUAAAUUAGAAAGAAUACGAGAGAAGCAGAGAGAUAACAGAAGGCAAUCUUACUGUUUUCUUCAUCUUCUUCUUUUUUCCUUCCGUUAAAACCAAAGAGGAAGAACUGGAAUGUCUCUGUUGCUAUCAUCAUCUGCUCAUCGUCCAACUUCCAAUGUUCAUUUCUAUCUCUCUCUUCCUCCGUCUGCCACGCGUCAUUCAUUCCCUAUACGACGCCGUUGCACCUCUCAUUCAUCUCUUGCCAUCACCUUCCGUAGCAGAAGAAACGAAGCUCUUCACUGUUGUUGCUGCUCCUCUAUGCCGCUUCAAAUCUCUACCUCAUCUUCUCAGGAUGAUCAGAAGCAGGAUUGUUUGUUUUCCUCAAGAGCAUACUGGGUUAGUGAAACUACAAUUGCGUGGAAUGUGGAUGCCCCAGAUGGGUUCUGCUAUUUGUAUGCUAGUAAAGCAGCUGCUUUAUCGAUUGAUUAUCAAGGGAUUAAAGGUGAGGACGUGAGAAUUAAGCUUCAAGAGGACAGCGGUGGCCUCCCAGCAAAUGUGGUUGAAAAGUUUCCUCAUAUUCGAGAUUAUAGAACUUUUAAAGUGCCUCCUACUACAGAUGCUAAAUCGCUCGUCAAAUGUCAGUUAGCAGUUGCUACUUUCAGUUCUGAUGGGAAAUGUAGUGAUGCUACUGGUUUACAGUUACCGGGUAUCCUGGAUGACCUAUUCUCAUAUGAUGGUCCUCUUGGUGCUGUUUUUUCAGAAGAAACUGUCUCACUUUACCUUUGGGCGCCUACUGCUCAAGUUGUAUGUGCCUGCAUCUAUCGGGAUCCAUUAGAUGAAAAUCCCCUAGAAAUUGUCCCGCUUAAGGAGAUUAAUGGCAUUUGGAGUAUUAAAGGACCGAAAAGCUGGGAAGGUUGUUAUUAUGUCUAUGAAGUAUCUGUCUUCCAUCCUAGCACAUUGCAAGUUGAAAAAUGCUAUGCAAAUGAUCCAUAUGCUAGAGGGCUUUCAUCAGAUGGCAGACGAACAUUGUUGGUCAAUGUUGAUUCUGAUUCUCUAAAACCAGAAGGAUGGGAUAGAUUGGCAAAUGAGAAACCUGAUAUAGCUUCUUUCUCCGACAUAAGUAUAUAUGAGUUACAUGUACGAGACUUCAGUGUCAAUGACCACACUGUGCAUCCUGACUUUCGAGGUGGUUAUCUAGCCUUUACCAUGCAGGACUCAGCAGGUGUACUUCACCUGAAGAAAUUAUCCAAUGCUGGUAUUACUCAUGUCCAUCUCCUUCCAACCUUCCAGUUUGCUGGUGUUGAUGAUGAGAAAGAGAAAUGGAAGAAUGUGGAUACCAAGGUGCUGGAAAAGUUACUGCCUGAUUCAACUGAGCAACAAGCUCAAAUAACAGCCAUUCAAGAUGAUGAUGCAUAUAACUGGGGGUACAAUCCUGUUCUAUGGGGGGUUCCUAAGGGAAGCUAUGCUUGCAACCCACGAGGUCCUUGCCGUACAAUGGAGUUCAGAAAGAUGGUUCAGGCACUUAACCAAAUUGGCCUUCGUGUUGUGUUGGAUGUUGUCUACAAUCAUUUACAUGGAAGUGGGCCUUUGGAUGAGAAUUCUGUUCUUGAUAAGAUUGUGCCAGGUUACUAUCUGAGAAUGAACACUGAUGGUUUUAUUGAGAACAGUACAUGUGUAAAUAACACCGCUAGCGAGCAUUAUAUGGUUGAGCGCUUGAUUGUUGAUGAUCUUUUGUCUUGGGCAGUUAAUUAUAAGGUUGAUGGGUUCCGGUUUGACCUUAUGGGUCAUAUAAUGAAGAGAACAAUGGUGAAAGCAAAAAGAGCACUUCAUAGCCUGACAAAGGAAAUGCAUGGAGUGGAUGGUUCAAGUAUCUAUAUAUAUGGUGAAGGAUGGGACUUUGGUGAAGUUGCUAAAAAUGGACGUGGCAUAAAUGCUUCUCAAUUCAAUAUAUGUGGGACUGGAAUUGGGAGUUUUAAUGAUCGAAUUCGUGAUGCAAUGCUUGGUGGAUCUCCAUUUGGCCCUCCUCUUCAACAGGGAUUUGUUACUGGUUUAUUGCUGCAGCCCAAUGGUCAUGACCAUGGCACAGUAUCUAAUCAAGAACAAAUGCUUGCUGCUGCAAAGGACCACAUCCAGGUUGGGUUGGCUGCAAACUUGAGAGAUUAUGUACUUACUAAUUCUAAUGGGAAAGAGGUUAAAGGAUCUGAAGUUCUAACUUAUGAUGGGACACCUGUUGCUUAUACAUUAUGCCCCACGGAGACAGUUAAUUAUGUUUCUGCUCAUGACAAUGAAACCCUAUUUGACAUUGUGAACCUUAAGACCCCAAUGGAAAUAUCUGUUGAUGAGAGAUGCAGGAUAAAUCAUUUGGCGACAAGUAUAAUUGCACUCGGACAGGGAAUACCCUUUUUUCAUUCUGGUGAUGAAAUCCUACGCUCAAAAUCACUUGACCGUGAUUCAUACAAUUCUGGUGAUUGGUUCAACAGGUUAGAUUUUACUUGCAAUUCAAACAAUUGGGCUGUGGGCCUUCCUCCUAAACAGAAAAACGAACAUAAUUGGCCAUUAAUAAGACCAAGAUUGGCUGAUCCAUCUUUCAGGCCUCAAAGGAGUCACAUCCUUGCAGCAUUGGAUAAUUUUACAGAAGUAUUACGUAUUCGGUACUCUUCUCCACUUUUUCGUUUGAGGACAGCGAAUGCUAUCCAGCAACGGGUACGUUUUCAUAACACUGGUCCACCAUCAGUCCCUGGUAUUAUAGUGAUGAGCAUUGAAGAUGGUCAUGACGGCCUCCCUGGGUUAACCCAAUUGGAUUCGAACUAUUCAUACAUUGUGGUAAUCUUCAAUGCAUGUCCAACUGAGGUAUCAUUUUGCAACUUUGCACUACGUGGAAGAAAUCUUCAACUUCAUCCUAUACAGAUGAUGUCGGUUCAUGAAGUGGUAAAAAACUCAUCCUAUGAAGCAUCCUUAGGUUGCUUCAACGUGCCUCCAAGGACAACAUCUGUAUUUGUGGAGCCUCGGAAAACUGAGCAGUAUGCUGUCGGAACACCAAAUAAUUCUUAAGUGAAUUUUCCAUCCAGAGGUACGUUGAUCAAGUUUACUCGUUGUAGUUUCUUUCCCAGUUUAAGUAUUAUAAAAUUUAACUUGGACCAGAAAAACCACCUGUCCACGUGUCAUUACUACCUUAAGUUAAAUAAAAAGUGUUUAUGUAGAUAUUCAAACUAUAAUAAUAAAAGAACUUAAUAUUUGACAUGUCAUGCAUAGAAAAAAUUUCUUCCUAUCA
Mangifera indica (mango) is the source of this 3304-nucleotide messenger RNA. RefSeq names its product pullulanase 1, chloroplastic. The coding region runs from base 166 to 3084 and encodes 972 amino acids. Lineage: Eukaryota; Viridiplantae; Streptophyta; Magnoliopsida; Sapindales; Anacardiaceae. The transcript has 28 exons. The record is from RefSeq and is a predicted model, not a curated record. Gene Ontology annotation, biological process: carbohydrate metabolic process. Gene Ontology annotation, molecular function: pullulanase activity.